GUUGCUGCUGAUGAAUGGAUAAGUUGUUGACCAAUCAGGAGCAUGUGACCAGUAAAUAUGUAGGCUGAUAGACAUCAGCUGGCUGCACUCUGGCUUUCCCUCAAACACACACACUCUGGCUUUCCCUCAAACACACUCACACACACACAUGCACACAAAAUUUUAUACACACUCAGCUAGUAACAAAGACGACUCGAGGAAACACACAUAAAUACGCUCACAUCAGCCUGCUUUAUAUUCAUCAUCACCACCGUCGUCAGUCGUGUUUGUAUGUCAUCCGUCCAUCAUGCACAGCAAAGAGCAAAUCAGUUACGAUGAAUACCAGAAGACAGCUGAUUGGUUGAUGUCACAUACAAAGCACCGCCCCCAGGUGGCCAUCAUCUGUGGAUCCGGACUGGGCAUGCUUGCUGACACCCUCAAGUGUCAGGAUUCCUUUUCUUAUUCUGACAUACCGGGCUUCCCACAGAGCACAGUGCAGGGUCAUGCAGGUCGGUUGGUUUUUGGGGAGCUCAAGGGGAAGACGUGCGUGUGCAUGCAGGGUCGCUUCCACAUGUAUGAAGGACACUCACUGUGCAAGACAACGUUUCCAGUCCGAGUCUUCAAGCUCUUAGGGGUGGAGACUCUGAUCGUGACCAAUGCUGCCGGGUCACUGGCCGAUGGCCUCCAGCCUGGUGACAUUAUGAUCAUCAAAGACCAUGUCAACUUCCCUGGAUUGGUCGGCCUGAACCCCCUGAGCGGACCCAAUGACGACAAGUUCGGGCCUCGUUUCCCAGCCAUGUCAGGUUGCUAUGACAAAGGACUGCGUUGCUUAGCCAUGGAGAUUGCCAAGCAGCUGGGCGUGGCUGGCCUCAUGCAGGAGGGCGUGUAUGCCAUGGUGGGUGGACCCAACUUUGAAAGCAUUGCUGAGGCCAGACUGUUGCAUCGACUCGGGGUGGACGCUGUUGGUAUGAGUACCGCUCCUGAGGUCGUCGUGGCAACUCACUGUGGUCUGAGAGUCUUUGGUCUCUCUCUGAUCACCAACAAGGUGGUGAAGAGCUACGACGACUUAGACAGUGUGAACCACGAAGGUGUCUUGGAGGUUGGCCGGCUGCGCUCUCACACUGUGCAGCAGCUGGUGACCGAGCUGAUCAGCAGGAUGGAAAUUAAUAACAACAACAACACCAAUAAUGCUGUCUGAACCCACACAUACGCACACUGUGUACAUAUUUGAUUGUUGUAUUUACAACAUUUGUUUAGAGCUUUUUCCUAUUAUCUAUCAUCAUCCUUCAUGUUAUUUUUUACUUUUGCUGUAAUAAAAACUUAAUUUAUAUCAACAAUGGGCCUAAUAUUUCUCUGCCAGGGUAAAGUGAAUGUAAGUAUUCAUUUAUGAUAUUUUGUUAAUUCUACAAUAUUAAUAUAUUAAUAUAAAGAUGAUCACUGUGUUUGAUUGUGCUUUAAUAUAUGAGACAAAUGAGACUGAGAUUUUUCUGUUAUCCACUGUUACUGUUGAAUUAUAGGAUUUUAUUUUGUAAAAAAAAAAUCACUGGCUUCCUGAACCCCGUUAAUCUGAUUAAAACCUUCUGACAAA
This is a messenger RNA of Scatophagus argus, 1567 nucleotides long. RefSeq names its product purine nucleoside phosphorylase 4a (gene pnp4a). Gene Ontology annotation, cellular component: cytoplasm. NCBI's taxonomy places the organism in Eukaryota, Metazoa, Chordata, Actinopteri, Scatophagidae. Bases 287 to 1177 code for a protein of 296 amino acids. The transcript is spliced from 7 exons. The record is from RefSeq and is a predicted model, not a curated record. Gene Ontology annotation, molecular function: purine-nucleoside phosphorylase activity. Gene Ontology annotation, biological process: nucleoside metabolic process.